Amoebophrya sp. A120 is the source of this 510-nucleotide messenger RNA. The record is from the annotation of a GenBank genome assembly. Lineage: Eukaryota; Dinophyceae; Syndiniales; Amoebophryaceae.
AUGCGAUCUUUUUGCAGCUUUCGGUGGUGCAAGAUCUCAGGCAGGCAGGACUCAGAUCCUGAUGCGCAAUUCUCAGAACUGAUUGCCCCCCUACACCUCAUGCAUAGGAAUUCGCUUGCCCAUUUGUUUCGGACUGCCGCUUCGUUUUCAGCCUUUACAAUUAAUGAUCGCGUGCCCCGAGUAGAUAGUAGAAAGCUUCGGAGUAAUUCUCUUCGUAUUUUUCUGCUCCACACAAAUACAAAUCACCAUGUCGACCCCCAUCUCGACUACGAGUACCUCGGAUCCCACCCUGACUCUCGAGUCUUUCCCUUCGCAUUUUACCACAUUUCUACUCACCUACACAACCCCCUUCGAUCUCAUUCUUGCAACUAUUUUUCUGUGUUUUUCGCUGUACAAAUUUGGCGCGCACCGGCAGAACUUUCUCGCCACAGCCACCCUGAUCGCCGCGUACCUGGGUCGGAAAGCGAUCUUACCCGCAACGAACCUGGACGGAUGGGAUCCCGGAAAUGA